Messenger RNA from Malania oleifera, 1361 nucleotides. RefSeq names its product large ribosomal subunit protein uL18-like. Lineage: Eukaryota; Viridiplantae; Streptophyta; Magnoliopsida; Santalales; Ximeniaceae. Gene Ontology annotation, biological process: ribosomal large subunit assembly; translation. Gene Ontology annotation, cellular component: ribosome; cytosolic large ribosomal subunit. The transcript has 9 exons. Gene Ontology annotation, molecular function: structural constituent of ribosome; 5S rRNA binding. Bases 149 to 1042 code for a protein of 297 amino acids. The record is from RefSeq and is a predicted model, not a curated record.
CCAUAAGGUUUAGAUACAAUCUCAGCCGUUGAUCUGCAACAUUCCCUAGGGUUUAUGCGAGGUUCUAUUAAAGCACGCAUCUCCCUCGAGAUAGCGUCGUCCGUCUUCAUUCUUCACUGUCGGCGCGAGGCGAGACCAAAGAUCUAGAAUGGCCUUUGUCAAAGCGCAAAAGUCGAAGGCAUAUUUUAAGCGAUUCCAAGUUAAAUUUAAGAGAAGAAGAGCGGGGAAGACAGACUACCGAGCAAGAAUUCGUCUAAUAAAUCAGGACAAAAACAAAUAUAACACCCCAAAGUAUAGGUUUGUGGUGCGAUUUACUAACAAGGAUAUUACUGCACAAAUGGUAUCUGCUAGCAUUGCUGGUGAUUUAGUCCUGGCGGCUGCAUAUGCACGCGAGCUGCCUCACUAUGGACUUAAAGUAGGUCUUACAAACUAUGCUGCUGCUUAUUGUACGGGACUUCUCCUUGCUCGCCGUGUCUUGAAAAAGCUGGAGAUGGACGAUGAGUACGAGGGCAAUGUGGAGGCCUCUGGGGAGGAUUUCUCAGUUGAACCAGCUGAGAGCAGGAGGCCAUUCCGUGCUCUGCUUGAUGUUGGCCUUGUUAAAACGACGACUGGAAAUCGUGUUUUUGGUGCUUUGAAGGGAGCACUAGAUGGUGGUCUUGAUAUACCCCACAGUGACAAGAGGUUUGCUGGUUUUUCAAAGGAUAGUAAGCAACUUGAUGCUGAGGUUCACCACAACUAUAUUUUUGGUGGCCAUGUUGCUGCAUACAUGAGGACUUUGAUGGAAGAUGAACCUGAGAAGUACCAGUCUCAAUUCAGUGAAUACAUCAAAGCAGGAAUUGAUGCAGACAGCCUUGAGGGCAUGUACAAGAAGGUUCAUGCCGCCAUCCGUGCAGACCCUACCAUGAAGAAAUCUGAGAAACAGGCGCCAAAAGAGCAUAGAAGGUUUAAUUUGAAGAAGCUUUCCUACGAAGAAAGGAAAGCUAAGCUGAUUGAACGUUUGAACACCCUGAACUCAGCGGCCGAUGAGGAUGAUGAGGAGUGAAAAUAGUGAUGGAUCUUGAUCAUGCAUUUCUUGUCCCUUCUCCCAGUCUUUACAUGUUUCAUGAAAGUUCAUGUGAAACAUAUUAUUGCUUUGGGAGUUUGUCUUGGACGGAAUGCAAUUCCAAUUUUGAAUUUUUGAACUUCAUUUAGUUGGAAGAUUUAAACUAUACUUAUUCUGAGCCUCUUGUCUGAAAUUUAUACUCUAAAGAUUCUAUGUGGAAUUUUGGGCAUCCAGUUUGUGGAAUGUUUAUGCUGUUGAGAUAGUUGUCAUGAAAAGGACAAAUGUGUGUUUCAUAAAAAUAACUUGAUAUUCUUUGGCA